Molecule: messenger RNA, 586 nt
Organism: Amoebophrya sp. A25
Lineage: Eukaryota; Dinophyceae; Syndiniales; Amoebophryaceae
Source: the annotation of a GenBank genome assembly
CUCUUCCUCAUCGGGAAGAACCUCUAGGCCUACAGGAACUAAUUGUGCAGACUACGCUGCAGCACCAACAGCAGCGGCACACCCACCUGCAGACCAAUUAUCACCACACGUGCAUCAAUCAAUACAACCUCAGCCACCACACGUAACUACAACAACCGCGCCCACUCCUGCCUUUCCCUACUCUCCCGAAAACCAGAACGUCGAAGGCGCAGGCGCAGCCACCACUUGUUCCCUUGAAAAAAUCGAGUUUUUGUGUGAUGAAGAACCUGCGCAGGCUGCUCAUCUCAGUCGCAGUGCACACCUCUUUUAUGACUAUGUUGUAGUAGCUAAAUCUACUAAAUUCUACAUCAGGUUCCUCAACAUCACUAUGAUCUUUCGCAGCCCUAAUGCUACUUAGUUGCUUUCCUUAAAUAAUAGCUUGUCUAAGUCUUGCUGUCAGGAGACUCCUCAGGGGAGUCACAAGGAGCUUCUGUGAAAACCAGUGCGCGGCGCAUUAAAGAUGCAACAAGGACUGCUGCCGCACAAGGACAUCAAGACAAAGACUCAGGUGCACCAUCUUCUUCUAGUAGACCAUCAACAUCUCAGC